AUGAUGUUCACCAAGACCCUCGCUGCCUUCGCCUCCCUUGGCGCACUGGCCUCUGCUCUUCCUACGGCCAUUAAGAGCCGCGACACCAACAGCACCUCUGCCAGCACUGGCGGUGGUGUUACCAUCGUCAAUAACAUGGAUCAAACCAUCUACCUCUGGUCCGUCAGCAAUACCGCUGACAGCGAAAUGGUUACUCUGACCGCCGGUGGACAAGAUUACUCUGAGAACUGGCGCCUCAACCCCGACGGUGGCGGCAUCUCCAUCAAGAUGUCCACCACUCCCGACCAGUCAGAUGUCUUGCAGUACGAGUACACCCUCGUCGAGCCCACUAUCUACUGGGAUCUUUCUUGCAUCAACAUGGGCGGCAACUCCACUUUCACCACCGCAGGCUUUGCUGUCACCUCGAACGAUUCUGGCAACUGCCCUUCUGCCACCUGCAAGCCUGGUGACACUGCCUGUGCUGACGCUUAUCUCUUCCCCACUGACGACCAAGCCACUCACGGUUGCCCCGACACUGUCAGCAUGACUUUGAACCUUGGUCCUUCUUCUGCAGAAUAA
Molecule: messenger RNA, 558 nt
Organism: Talaromyces atroroseus
Lineage: Eukaryota; Fungi; Ascomycota; Eurotiomycetes; Eurotiales; Trichocomaceae
Exons: 1
Coding region: 1-558 (185 amino acids)
Source: RefSeq, a predicted model, not a curated record